Xyrauchen texanus (razorback sucker) is the source of this 1877-nucleotide messenger RNA. Its product is annotated as zinc finger matrin-type protein 4-like. NCBI's taxonomy places the organism in Eukaryota, Metazoa, Chordata, Actinopteri, Cypriniformes, Catostomidae. Bases 227 to 1138 code for a protein of 303 amino acids. The record is from RefSeq and is a predicted model, not a curated record. The transcript is spliced from 8 exons. Gene Ontology annotation, molecular function: zinc ion binding; nucleic acid binding.
GCGCGCUGCUAACCGCGCUCUUCGACCAUCUCUCACGAUCUCACGGUUUAUUGAAGGCGAGGAUCAAAUAUUACGAUAGAACAUUGGUUACACUUCUUUGGUUCUUGAACAUUUUAAUCCACGUGCUCUUGGGAAAUUGUUGCCUCUGCGUUCGCUCUGAACCGAACCUCGACUCAUCGGAGAAUAAGUUUGCCGGAUACAGGUGCGAUCUCUACAACUCCAGCUGAUGAUCACAGACACAUAUUUGGACUAUCAGAAUUCCAGGAGAUCAUAUCAGAUCCAGCGCAAGAUGAAGUCUGCUGGAGCAGGUGAUGAAGGACUUUUCACGGAGAGCUACUGUAACAUCUGCAAUGCUCAGCUGAUCUCCGAGUCCCAGCGUGUUGCACACUAUGAGAGCAAGAAACAUGCCAACAAAGUGCGGCUGUUCUACAUGCUCCACCCUGAAGAUGGAGGCCCACCAUCAAAAAGACUGAGACCAGACAAUCCGGACAGCGCUGAGAACGAGGUGGACAGAAACAAAUGCUGUACGCUCUGUAACAUGUUCUUCACAUCUGCGAUCGUGGCUGAGUCGCAUUACCAGGGCAAGACGCACGCUAAGAGAGUUCGCUUGGUGUUGGGGGAGUCGCCAAGUUUACCAACACCCACAGAUUCAGCUCCUCCCACCCCUCUGAGCACAGACCCACCCCCUCCUUCAUGGAUACCGUUGGCCAAUCACGGAGAGGCGGGCAAGUACUGCUGCUUGUGUGGUGCCUGGUUCAACAACCCGCUGAUGGCACAGCAACACUAUGAAGGCAAGAAGCACAAGAGAAAUGCGGCGCGGGCACGGCUGCUGGAGCAGCUGGCAGGCAGUUUGGAUGCCAACGAAAGCACAGGUUUGCGUCGGAGUUACUCGUGCAGUGUUUGUAAUGUGGUCCUGAACUCCAUAGAGCAGUAUCAUGCACAUCUGCAGGGCUCCAAACACCAAAACAAGAACCACCAAAACAACAGCAAACAACUGUGUGAAGGAUUCACAUCGAUCUCAAACCCUCGCCAUUCAAGAACAACCAUAACAACAACAACAACAAACAAUUUUGAGCCGGCCAGAUCCAGCUCCGUUCCUGCAUGCUGUCGGACUCCACUGCUAUGUGUCGCUGAGUGAUGAUGAUUAAAUGCAGCCUGUGCCAGCCAGACAUCACUUCAGUCUAUUAUGAUGAUAUUCAGAGGAUGAACUGAUGCCAACUCCAAACAUAAGACAUGGGAUACUACAUAUGCCACUGCCUGAACCUCGGACUUAGGGUAGACCUCAGCAAAAUGAUCUGCCGGUUGAACUACGAUGCACCUCACUGAUCUAUGCCUGCAUCACCUUGGUCUAAUGAUGGACUAUACUCUUAACAUGGAAUACAUAGACUAUCAAUUAAUUGCCAACAAAAGCCUUCAUCAGCCAACUAACAAAGGACAAUGCAUCUCUGUGAACUUCUGCAGUUAAUCCAGGAUGGACUUCAAAGACUUUAGUAAUUAGUCUUACAGUUCAUACAAAAUCUUUGUUUAAACACUGGCCCUUAACACUUACUUAUUUUUCUAAUUUCAAUCUAUGGCAUGCACUGCACACAAAUAACUAAUAUUGGCAUUUUAUUGAUGCUUUUUAGCUAGAGGGGAACUGCCCCCCACAGUGAGCCUGGUUGCUACCAAGUUUUUUCUCCAUUAACCAACAUCUUAUGGAGAUUUGUGUUCCUUGCAACCGUCACCUUCGGCUUGCUCACUGGGGUUCUAAGCACAAUUAUUAUUUAUUUAUUUAUUUGUAUACACAAUUUACAAUCAUAUUUAGUAAUAUGACUACUAUAUUAUGAAAUAACUACACAAUUAUGACUCUAAGACUUUAUAGAUAUUACAGUUUUAUG